Molecule: messenger RNA, 6512 nt
Organism: Hypanus sabinus (Atlantic stingray)
Lineage: Eukaryota; Metazoa; Chordata; Chondrichthyes; Myliobatiformes; Dasyatidae
Gene: slc5a8l
Product: solute carrier family 5 member 8, like
Exons: 17
Coding region: 219-2474 (751 amino acids)
Biological process (GO): propanoate transmembrane transport; sodium ion transport
Cellular component (GO): membrane
Molecular function (GO): organic acid:sodium symporter activity
Source: RefSeq, a predicted model, not a curated record
UGUUAAUCAAGUGUUUAUAAAUUCUUCAAAUCAGGAAACUUUUUAUCUGUAUCAAGGACUAAGAGGAGGGCAAAGUUGCAUCUUUGGAAACAGCUUUAUUUUCUUUUCAGGGUUCCUUUGAAGACCCUGACCUGGAGUUACACGCUGACUUUGGUUCUCUUCAGGAAUGAAGCCCACUCUCAGCGUCUCACGACCGGCUGCUUUUUGAUAUCCCAAGAAUGUCACAUGACCUGGAAGAUGAAUGCGCCUUCAAGGUUCUGGGAUUUCGUAGCUCUGGAGAUGGGCUGAUUCUAGGCCAGUGCCCCAGGCUGAAGCAUUGCGGGAGAGCACGGACAGUGGGAGCAGUGGGUUACCUGCUGUGGGCUGUCUGUCCAGGGAGCUGUGCCUUUCUGGUGCCGACUCUCUGGGCACAGAGCUGGGAAGAAGAGACGCAACAGACUUCUAACUUCAUAAUUCAAACACUGGGGUGCAGUUCACCUCAUCCAGAUGACCCAUCUACCUUCGGCCCUUCACACACUCGAGAACAUCUACUGAUGCUGGAACUCCAAAGCAACACACACAAAAUGCUCAAGGACCUUUCAGCCACUCAAGCACCUUUUCCUUGCCUCUCACUUUGCUACAGCCUGAAGAUGUCCAUCUCGGGCCAGCCCGUGGCUCAGUUCAGUGCGUGGGAUUAUGUGGUGUUUGUUGCCAUGCUGCUUGUGUCCCUGUGCAUUGGGGUUUAUCACGCAUUUAAGGCCAGAGGCCAGCAGUCGAACAGUGAGUUUCUGCUGGGAGGCAGGAAGAUGAAGGCAGUGCCUGUUGCCAUGUCACUUACUGCCAGCUUCAUGUCGGCUGUUACAGUGAUUGGGACACCAGCAGAGGUUUAUCGCUACGGGGCCAUCUUCUUGAUCUUCUGCAUCAGCUACACCGUGGUUGCCACCGUCAGUGCUGAAAUCUUCCUGCCUGUAUUCUACAGACUCAAUAUCACCAGCACCUAUGAGUAUUUAGGUAUGAGGUUCAACAAAGUGGCUCGAUACAUUGGGACCAUUCUCUACAUCAUUCUAACAAUACUGUACACUGGGAUUGUCAUUUAUGCCCCAGCAUUAGCAUUGAAUCAGAUAACUGGAUUUGAUCUCUGGGGAGUUCUCGUUGCAACUGGGCUUGUCUGCACCUUUUACUGUACUUUGGGUGGCCUAAAAGCGGUGGUUUGGACUGAUGUGUUCCAGAUGCUGAUAAUGAUUGCUGGCUUCUUGGCUGUAAUAAUCCGAGGUUCAGUUCUCCAAGGAGGAUUUGGACGCAUCUGGAACAUCUCAUAUCAUGGAGGGAGACUCAACUUCUGGGACUUUGACCCAGAUCCGUUGAGACGCCACACUUUUUGGACAAUUGUGGUUGGAGGGAGUUUUAUGUGGACAGCCAUCUACGGCAUCAACCAAUCUCAGGUGCAGCGGUACAUCGCCUGCAGAUCCCUGUGUGAAGCUAAAAUGUCACUCUACCUGAACAUGUUUGGCCUUUGGCUGACUGCUGUGUGUGCAGUGCUGAGUGGACUGGUUAUGUAUUCUACUUACUACCAGUGCGACCCAUUGACAGCAAAACAAGUCCGAGAACCUGACCAGUUGCUUCCGUAUCUGGUAAUGGAUUUCCUGGGAGAUUAUCCUGGCGUCCCUGGGCUCUUUGUUGCAUCUGCAUACAGUGGGACUUUGAGUACAGUCUCCUCCAGCAUCAAUGCACUGGCAGCUGUCACAGUGGAGGAUAUCCUCAAGCCUCAUCUCAACCUUUCAGAGAAGAAAAUGGCUUGGAUCACAAAGGGACUCAGUCUCAUGUUUGGACUCAUCUGCAUUGGAAUGGCUGCCUUAUCUUCCUUGAUGGGAAGUGUGCUCCAGGCAGCCCUCACUAUCUUUGGGAUUAUUGGAGGUCCACUGCUGGGAUUCUUUCUGUUAGGCAUGAUAUUCCCCUGGGCCAAUUCAAUUGGCGCAAUAUCUGGCCUGGUUGUCAGCCUCGUACUGACAUUAUGGGUUGGAAUUGGUGGGCAGGUUUACCCACCGCUGCCUGAGAAAACGCAACCCCUGCCCCUCAGCGUUGAGGGGUGCCUGUUCAACAUCACCACAUCUGCACCACCGAUGAAUGAGAGCAGCUGGGGAACAACUCAUGAACCAGAGCUGGACUUCAGACCAGAAAUUGCAAACACGUGGUAUUCAAUCUCCUACCUCUACUUGAGCCCAUUAGCAACUAUGACUGUCUUGAUUCUUGGGCUCAUCAUCAGCUUGCUGACAGGAAGAGGCAAGAGAGAGGUGAAUACGAAGCUUCUGAUCACAAAGAAGGAUCUGGUGUGCUGUUUCUGCUGGACUGAUGCAGCCGAUCACCUAGAGGAAAAAGACAUUAAAAUGAAGACAAACAACGCAGAAGAGAAGGGCCAGGAAAAUCCCACCUUCAGUCAUCAAGAGGUCAACUGUCCAGAGAAACCGGAUCCCACCCCAUCCACAACAUAUUUAUAGAUAUCCUAUCCUCAACACAUAUCACACAUCUAUCAGGCUGGGUUAUAGAGGUGUUUCCCACUGUCCCUCUUCUCACACACUCCCACAUCCUGAAAUAUGACUGUGGUGGAGUUUCCCACUGCAUUCCACUAAGACUGUCUCAGCAAAACCAACUCUGAAGAAUCUUUUGGUAUUUAACUUUAACCACUCAGAUGCCAGGGAGUGAAAUGUUGGAAGUCAAUUAACUUUGGUUGUCAACUUUAAGCACAUUCACAGCCGCCAUUUGCACUCAAUUUCACACUUUUAUUUUCAACCACUUCAAUGCAUUGUGUGAAGGUGAAUCCAGCCAACGUUUGCACACAUUCACACAUUAGUGUUGGCACCUAAAGGCCAAUUAUUCCCCCAGUAUUGUAUAACACAUCACCGGAACCUAACCUUUGGUUAAUAUGGUUUGACAGGACACACAUUUUUAGUUCAUACGCUGAGAUGUUGAAUUAAAACUAUUAUUAAAGUAAAUUUUAGUAAAUAUAUUCAAAAUUAGAUUCUACUGCCCUUCAAAAAAUAACAGUGCAUGGGCAUUAUUGUAAAAAGCACAAACCAGGCACAGAACUGUUCACACUUAACCUAGCUUCCAGAAAUGCGAUUUUGCACAAACUUAUACAUCACUGCAAUUUAAAAUCCACCAUGAAAAGACAAUCAAGCAAAAUUUUAAAGUGUAAUUUUUAAAAUAAAUAUAUUCUUUGGUCAAUUUGUGAAGAUGUUUUAGUUUGGUAAAUAUGAUAAAAUGGAUUUAUUACAGAAAUAUGCAUUUUUAAUUGAUUUGACAAGUUAACUGACAAGAUUACUGAAAAUGAUUACUAAAACAUGUGCAGAACAGUUACUAACUACACUUGUCAACUUUAUGGUAAAUUAACAAAAAUAUUGAAAGGCUUUUAAAAAUCUGUCUUUCUGCUUUUCAAGAGAAAAAAGUAAUUGUAGCAUUCCCCUGUACCUUUAAGAGGACACAGUUGGUAGAAACUGACAAUGCUGACUGUUGGUUUAUUUAUAAACUCAGUUUUAUACAUAGUUGGAGUCGACUACCAGUGUUAUAUACUUAACAAGCACCAGGUGGAAUAUAUGCUUUUAGCUGAGCUAUCUUAACAACUGAUCUGGGGAAAAUUGUGCUGGAUGAUGCCCCUAGUCAUUGAAACUCCCAAAAUAUAUUAUUGGCUGCCAAUUUGAGUGACAGUCUAUCCUUUCAGCUUUAGCUAGCUUACGAUAGCAAGAUAUUCAAAGUUCAAAGUAAAUUUACUCAAAGUAUAUACAUGCCACUAUAUACAACCCUGAGAUUCAUUUUCUUGUGGCAUACUCAAUAAAUCCAUAAUAGAAUAAUAACCAUAACAGAAUCAAUGAAAGACUGACCAACUUGAGCGUUCAGCUAGAGUGCAAAAGACAACAAUCUGCUAAUACAAAAAGAAAGAAAUAACAAUAAUAAAUAAAUAUGCAAUAAAUAAUGAGAACAUGAGAUGAAAAGUCAUUGAAAGUGAGUGCACAGGCUGGGGGAAUAUUUCAAUGAUGGGGCAAGUGAAGUUAUCCCCUUUAGUUCAAGAGCCUGAUGGUUGAGGAGUAGUAACUAUCCCUGAACCUGGUGGUGUGAGUUCUGAAGCUCCUGGACCUUCUUCCUGAUGGCAGCUGCGAGAAGAGAGCAUGACCGGGGUGGUGCAGGUCUCUGCUACUUUCCUGUGUCAACACUUUGUGUAGAUGAGCUCAAUGGUUACAAGAGCUUUAUCCAUGAUGAGCCAGGCCAUUUCCACCACUUUUUGUAGGAUUUUCUGUUCAAGGGCAUUGGUGAUUCAAUACCAAUAAACUCUCCACUACACAUCUAUAGAAAUUUGUCGAAUAUUUCAGUCAAGUAGGGAAUUAAAGGGCAUUGCAUUCCCAGUUACUGGAACACGUUACCUACAGCUACACAGUAUACACUUUGACUUCAGUUAGUGGUGGAUGAUUGCAUCGUAGCUAAAAAUAACACAGAAUUUGCCAGGCAAGGCAGCUCUCAGGGCAGCUUUAGCAAAUUUAUUAGGCUUGUUGAGAAUGUUAACUCAAAGUCCAUCAACUCAACACUCAGACACACCCCCAAUCCAACCCUAGAGCCUAUAUUCUAGACCCAGAACCCAGAUUAUACCUGAUUAUAGACUCAUCCAGCCCGCACCCAUUCCCCAGACUCAACAGCAAUCCUACUGACCCUGACUCCAGUCCGUGAACCGUGCAUGAUUGUCAGCCAGGCCCAGAGGCAGCCUGGCCUAGUGCUGGAGUUCUGCCUGGGUGCGUGGGUGAAGGAUGGGAAAGGGGCUGGCUCUGCUGUUGUUGCUGCUGCCGCUUGUGUUAUUCUGCGGAACAUUGUAGGCAUGCUAUGUUGGCACUACCAUGUGUGGUGGUACUUGUGGCUGUCCCCAAAACAUCCUUGGGGGGGGGUUGCUGGCUGGUAACACAAACAACACAUUUCAGUGUAAGUGAAAAUUAAUCUGAAUCAAAUCUGAAUCCAAAUCCCUUUUCCCUUUGUCUUUACCCUGUUGCUGACGAUCAUUGUUGGCUCCAAAUCCAAACCCGAAUCUGAAUCCCUUUUCUCGUGUUUUUGCUCUGUUAAUGAUGCUCAUUAUUGGACGAUUUUGCUUCCUUCUCUUGGCUGACCCAGCAAGGAUAUUGUGACUGCUUCAAACACCAUAGCAGCUCCCCUCUCACUAUAAGAUUGGUACUUGCAUGGAAUUGGUUGAAAACUCUCUCCUAUUUCAACAAAGAAUUGUCAGAAAUAAAGGGCAAGUUUCUGUUUUCACCAUUUAGAACAAGGUCACAAAAGUCACAUGCAGAAAUGCAAAUGAGCACUUAGGUCAAAUUCACAAGUAUUUAAUACUGCUGCAUUAACAACAUCUACAAUUCUAAUUAGUCGCAUGUAUUUAGCACAAAAAGGAUAAAAUGAACUGAAUUGAAAACAGUCAAUAUAUGAAAAGGAACUAGUGCUUUCCUGGCAUUAAAGUUAAACUCUGUCCCGAGAUAUUGGCUCAUCAGGCUGCUGCUUAUGCCGGUUUCCGUGGCGUGAAGCAACUGAGAUUAUGAGACUUCCUCCCCCACCCCCCGGAUAGGAUGCCAGGUUAACCCCCAGCGUUUUGCCGGUACCCAUUUUCAGCUGGGUGGACUGGAACAAUGUGUGGUAAGUGCCUUGCUCAAGGACACAACAUGCUGCCUUGGCUGAGGCUCAAGCUCACAACCUUCAGAUCGCUAGUGUUACGUACACGUGACAGUGGUGUACUUGUCACGUGACAGGUGUUGAAGCUAUACUGGACUUGAGGUAAUGGUCUUGUGAUGGUGGAGUGACGUCAUUUUUCUGCCGGUAGAGGUCAUGUGACAGGUUUUUUUUACAGGGUAUAAAAGGAGGACCCCUCCCUGUGAGGAGGGGCAGUUCGUGGCUGGAUUUGCCACGUUGACUUCAUGCCAUUGCGUGAUUUAAUGUAAUGACGCAGUUUAGUUGAAAGAUGAAGUUUUAUCUAAUGCCUAAAGUUUAAAAGGACAUUGCCAGCAGUUUCUUUAUAAUACUGCUAGAUGAGAAUCAGUGGAGAGUGAAGAUUGGAGUUCGGGAGUUAAAAGAUCGAAGACAAUCGAUUUUGACGGUGAAACAGGUUUGACCUUGUUUGAUCCUCAUUCGGAAGGAAUUCGUUGACUGUGCGCAUGUUAAUCCCUGUGAAUAGCAGAAAGGAUUGAGUACAGUGUUGUAAAGGAGUGCCUUUAAGCUGUUUCAUUCUUCAUCUUCCUAAAUUCUUAGUGAGAAAAGUUCAAUUUGGAAUCGCAAAAAGACGACAUGAAAGAGAAUUUAAAUCAUCUUAAAAAGUCUCUCCCUUAAAUGGAAUGUGAGCAUUUUGAACUUUUGCAGUAAUACUUUGAAGAACAGUUUUUGCAACAUUGCUUUAAGAACUGUUUAAGCUUCAUCACUUUAAGAACUGUUUAAGCUGCCGCACAGCAGCUGAUAUCCGGUUAUGUUAGUGAUUUGUUUACUUUUGGGGGUUUGUUUUCAGUGUUUUAAUAAACGUU